CUCAAGGGCCGUGCCAUCCUCUGCUGUCCCUAUCCCAUCAUCGCGUCCUGGCCCGUCCCCCUCCCUUCUGAUGGCACCCCUGCGUCCAUCGCUUCGACUGUGGCUCUCCCCUCGACUUCAGCCAGCAGUCGUGCGUCUUCCUCCGUUGCUCUAUCUCUCCCUCCUGCCCCCAACCUCCUCUCCGGUCUUUCCGCCCCUCCCAAGCGCAAAGCACGCGUGCGCAAGGCAGGCCGAGAGCGCAAUCUCGCCGCCGACCUAGAGGCCGAGUAUGGAACCCCCGACGCGAUGAUCGCACAGACGGACACGUUCGACAAAAUAUGGAUUCGCCCCGUUCAGCCGCCCACCCAGGCUGCCCGCGAUCGUGUACGCCGCCUUUGGGUUGGCUACUGGGCUUGGCGUCUCAAGUCUGAAGACGCCGCCGAAGACAUGCUACGCCCAGGAUCAAACUUUCCUCCCCUCGCUCAAGCAAUACAAGGAUUUCACGCCAUCUUUAAGACGGGCCACUCCUACGUCGAAGAGGGUAAGGGCUGGGCGUUCGUAACAGCAAUGAGAUUCGUCGGCGUACUCUGCGCUUAUCUCAAAUCCAUCGGAGCCGGUAUACCAUCGCAAUCAGAUCGCGUCCAAAUUGGAAAUGCUAUCCGGGAAUGGGCCGUCGUCGACAAGCUGUUGUCCACACGCAAGCGUGAAAAGCGCUACGUUCGUCGGGAAGACUUGGCCCUCUUCUGUGGAGCCGCUCUCAAGCCGCCAACGCCACUGCGCACCAAUUGGCUGCGGCUCAAUACCAUCGCCCUCGCCACCCUUCUCUACGCAACCGGCCAGCGUCCAGGCUGCAUCGUCCUAUCCCGGGGCUAUGAAAACACCAACGAGUGUCUGCUCUACAAGCACAUUGAGGUGUGGAUCACCGGGUGGAAGGAAGGUGAAGGCCUCGAGAUCACCUUGUUUAUCAGCUUUGUCUACAUGAAGUUCAUGCGCCAGGACGACUCUGCACAGUAAGUCUCGCGCUCUCGCAUGCACCUCUCGCUCACUUC
This is a messenger RNA of Fomitopsis serialis, 1028 nucleotides long. RefSeq lists its product as uncharacterized. The transcript is spliced from 5 exons. The record is from RefSeq and is a predicted model, not a curated record. NCBI's taxonomy places the organism in Eukaryota, Fungi, Basidiomycota, Agaricomycetes, Polyporales, Fomitopsidaceae. The coding region runs from base 286 to 993 and encodes 235 amino acids.